AGAGUGUACUACUGUGAGAUUGGAACAACGCUAGAAAAAGUGAAGAGUAGUAAUGUCAUAACAUGUGUUUUAGUAAAGUCAGUGCGUGGCUGUACGUAUCAGGGAUCUAAAAUAGCUCUCCAUUUGUUGCUUCAGUUAAGCCGAUGGUUUCAUCUUGGCAAAGAUGUUCAAAUGCGAACAUACGGUGGUCCCGAAAACAGUUUGAACGAGGUUAUGGCGGGGUUUUUCACCUAGCGCUAUUAAUGCUAAAGAAUGGUGCCUAUGCGCGGCUCGAAGUUCAAAUUUGAGGAGGGAGAAAAAGUGUUGUGCUAUGAACCAGAUCCAACAAAGGCGAGGGUGUUGUACGAUUCCAAGGUGCUUGAAGUUAAUGUGAACAGGGAUAAAAAAGGACGUAAAGCUGUGGAAUAUCUUAUUCAUUUUCAGGGCUGGAAUUCCUCUUGGGAUCGCUAUGUUAGUGAGGAUCAUAUUUUGAAGCACACGGAAGAGAACUGGAAGCUUCAGAAAGAACUUGCAGAGAAAGCGCAGCUAAGGCCAACUGCAUACCUGUAUCGGCGAGAUAACAAGGGGCCGAAAGGUAACGAGGUAUCCAUCAAGAGAAAUAACAAAUCGGAACGUAGCACUGGUCAUCGCACAGCAUCUGCUACAACCUCCCGGGAAGGUAGCCCUGAUUCUUGCAGUACUAACGACACUUCUUUGGACAAAGAUGAAAGUAAUAGGAGGAAACGUGUUACUGAUCACAGAAAAAAGAGAGAAAAGAGUGUGAUGGAAGAUGAACACUUAGGCAAUGCUUAUGAAGAUGACGAUAGUGAUGACUAUGGUGUAAAACAUGAAAGUGAUAGUGAUGAUAGCAGAGAAGCACACAGUGAUGAUGAAGUGGAUGAUCAUAAUCAGUGUGGUGACGGUGAUCUCGCUUGUGAUCAAGACUCGGAAGAUUUUGUUGAUCAUAACAACUCUGAUAACAGUGAGUGUACCACUGAAGAUGAAGCCAGUGGAGAAGAUGCAGAGCAUAUUAGCCAGUCAGAUGAAGGCGCUCAAGACACUGCAGAAGAAAACUUCCCAUUGGAAUUUACUGCUGUUAUGAGAGACAUACUGGAUUUGGAUAAUGAACUUAUUAAAAAUACAAAUAAGCUUGUGAUAUUGCCAGCAAAGCCAAAUGUUGUGACAAUUCUGGAAUCUUACGUCAGAGAAUAUGCCAUUAAUCAGAUCUGUGGUACUCCAGAUAACUUACGCCGAAAGUACAGGCGGCGUCACAAUCACCAGAAUGGACCACUUGAUAUAGAACGAAUAAACAGAAGUAUAAAUAUAUGCAAAGAAGUUGCAGAUGGUGUAAGAAUUUAUUUUGACUUCACUCUGAGUGGCCUGUUAUUGUACAAUGAAGAAAAAGACCAAUAUGAACAAACUCGGAAUAUGAAUAUUAAAAGGGAGACCGAUCUGGGGAUAUAUGCUGCAGUUGAUAAAGAUGGAGAGAAUGCCAAGUUCCGUCAGAGUAAUGUCAGUCAUUUGAGUGAACCAAGCACCAGCCAUUUGGAUGAAGUUUCAUAUGAUAACAAAUGUGUAGGUGCCAACAGUUUGAAAAGACAUUCACGGAGCCAUUGUCAUACAGACAUUGAGGCAAAAGAUUUCAUAACCACAGGUAGCACAUCUAAGGUGGACGACAAAGAGUCAGAGAAACCUCUUAUGAGAAACCCUGACUGUAGUGCCAAUAAUGGCAGUCUUUUUGUUCUGGUUGUACCAAAGAAAGAACCAUUGCCGGAAGAACAUGAUAAAUUGCCCAGCACCAUAAACAGCUCCUUGAAAUGUAAAACUUCUGGUUCGGUGCCAAGUGUAUCAUCUGUAGAAGAUAUGUUACGCUCCAGGGGUUGUCCACCUGCAGCUCUGAAGUUUCUUUCAUCACAAGUUUUGGAGUGGCAUUUAGUUCCCGAGUCAAUGUAUACAGAGAAACCAUCACCACCUUCUCUUGUUUAUGGAGCAGUGCAUUUGGCAAGAUUAUUUGUUAAAUUACCAGGCCUCCUCCAUAAUACAGACAUGCAGGCAAGAAAACUUAAGCUUGUGUUGAGACACUUGCAGCUAAUUCUAAAGUACCUUGAACAAAAUAAAAGCUGGUUCGGCGAAGAGUUCUAUGAAAGUAGUUUGGUACAGAAAAUGGAAUGACACACAUGAGUGUUUCACAUAAAGUUGGUACUUUGUUACCCUAGUACAAAAAUUAUUCUGUAAUUUUUAAAGGACAAAAACAUUUACAUUUUUAUCAAACUAACAUUGUUCAGCAAACGAGACAGCAUGUCUAAGGUUAUUUGUAUUAUACUGCUAAGAAGUUUUCAUUUACUCAAAAUUUUGAUAAGAGCAUGAUACUUUUUGCCGUUACAGAGAACAUUGCAACGAAGGAUUUGUGUCGGAAACUUGCUAAGUUUUUCUACCUGGGCAUUGUUAGUGGUGUUCAGUGCAGUGCUUCAUAUCUCAAGCCUGUGCAGUGUAUGCUUUGUAAAACAUAAUUGUAUUUAUUUUAUGUUUGAUAUUUUUUUUCUUGUUCCUUGAGUGCAGAAAAGGAAUGAAAAACACGGAAUACCCUGGUGGUAUGUACACUUGUGUUUUUAUUCAGAUUUAUUUCAAAAUUAGCCUCUUUUGAACCUGAGGUGGUUGUUUUUUGUAUGCUUUCUAUCUGUUAUAAACAUUAACUGAAAUAAAUUAUGAAAACUGA
Schistocerca serialis cubense is the source of this 2695-nucleotide messenger RNA. Its product is annotated as male-specific lethal 3 homolog. Bases 253 to 2151 code for a protein of 632 amino acids. The record is from RefSeq and is a predicted model, not a curated record. The transcript has 11 exons. Gene Ontology annotation, biological process: chromatin organization; regulation of DNA-templated transcription. Gene Ontology annotation, cellular component: MSL complex; NuA4 histone acetyltransferase complex; nucleus. Lineage: Eukaryota; Metazoa; Arthropoda; Insecta; Orthoptera; Acrididae.